This is a messenger RNA of Aspergillus alliaceus, 1222 nucleotides long. RefSeq names its product 2-oxoglutarate-dependent dioxygenase. Bases 1 to 1158 code for a protein of 385 amino acids. NCBI's taxonomy places the organism in Eukaryota, Fungi, Ascomycota, Eurotiomycetes, Eurotiales, Aspergillaceae. The transcript is spliced from 3 exons. The record is from RefSeq and is a predicted model, not a curated record. Gene Ontology annotation, molecular function: dioxygenase activity.
AUGGCUGUCAACGGGAAAGUCAUCGAUGGUACUGAUGGCAAGUAUGUUGCCGCGGGCAUCGACAUGAGUGACCUGUUCCCUGCCUCAUUUCCUACUGAUGUCAAGACGGUCCACCUGGAGACUCUCUCUCUGGCAAAGCUCUUGGAAAGAGACGAAAAUGAACUACGGCGCAUCUACGACAAUUGCAAGAACCCGGGUUUCUUCCAGCUCGACCUCACUGACGAUGAGCAGGGCGUUCAGCUCCUGCGAGACGCUGUCGACUGCGCUCGUUUGAUGAAAAGGCUUCUGCCCAACAUGAGCGUGGAGGAGAAAAGGACUUACAAGCAGCACACCCGAGUUGGUGUUUAUAGCAAGGGAUACCAAGUCUACGAGAUCCUACCGAAUGGACAACCCAAGUAUAAUGAGACGGUCAAUUUUCCGAUGACGGAGAUGCUAGGCUACGGCGGUGCCCCUGUAGACCUUCCUGACUGGCUCAGCCCGCACCAGGAGCUCUUUCAGCGGACCAUGCGAAGUGGGAACAAAAUUGCCAACAUUGUCCUGGCUGCCCUUGAGGUGGGACUGCAGGUGCCGCCCGGCGCACUCACCGACGCGCACCACAUCCAGGACCCCUCAGAUGAUUUCCUCCGCCUGCUGCGCUAUCCAGGUCUGCAGCCCGAUCAGCCGCGCGACGACCUUCGUUUUCCUGCCCAUAAGGACUUCACUUCGCUUGGCAUAUUGUUCACCUGGCUGGGGGGGCUUCAGCUACCUGCCUCGGCGGCUGCCCCUAGCAUCACGUCCGGCACCAUGACGGGUCCCUUGGACAUCAUCGAGGAUUCCUGGCGCUGGGUCAAACCAGUGCCCGGGACUGCCAUUGUCAACGUUGGCAACGCGCUCGAGAUUCUGACCAACAAGGCGCUGACGUCGGGCCUGCAUCGCGUGGUACGAGCGCCCGGUGAACAGGUGCCGUUCGACCGCUACAGUGUCCUGAUUGGCACACGCCCUGCCAACAAUUUCUCCAUGAAACCGCUGCAGAGCCCGCAGAUCUCACCCGUCUUGGAUCCUUCCGCUGCUGAGAUCGCCAAGAUGACCAGCGGCCAGUGGGGGACGCACAAUAUCGGCAGCUUCAACAAUUGGGUAAAGGCACGAAAGGAGCGCCAGGACGUUCUCAUUAUCCCGUGAGAAUCUCGGGCAGCACGUCAGACCCCUCACAGUGAGGUUACAUUGCAUUUUGUAUCAACUGAGA